UUGGGGGGUGUUUUGCGGUUAUUAGUAGAGAAGCAAGACUGUUAAUUACUUCCCCUCAAAAAAUCAAUCAGAAAAUCCACCAGACAUGGAGAAACACGAAGAAAUCUCUUCCAAUUCUCUUUCACCGCCGACUGUGAUCGACGAUUGGGCAUCUUUCAGGGACGACGAUAUCAUGCAUCAACAUUAUGCUAUUCGCGCAGAACAAGCUGAUAAAAUCCAUUUUCUUGGCGACAAGGAACCUCUCUCUGCUUUAGCUGCAGAAUAUCAAUCUGGGAGCGAUAUCUUGCUUGAAAAGAUAAAGCUUCUUGGUGAAAAAUACACUGCAAUAAGGCGAACUCGAGGAGAUGGAAAUUGCUUUUUCAGAAGUUUCAUGUUCUCUUUCUUGGAGCAUAUACUAGAAACUCAAAACAAGGCUGAGGUAGAUUCUGUUAAGGCCAAUGUUGAAGAAUGUCGGAAGACACUUCAGGGUCUUGGCUAUGCGGACUUUACAUUUGAAGAUUUUUUUACGUUAUUUCUUGAGCAGCUGGAAGAUGUUAUUCAAGGGGCAGAUGCUUUAAUAAGUAAUGAUGAACUCGUUCAGAGGAGCCGGGAUCAAACAAUAUCUGAUUAUGUUGUAAUGUUCUUUAGAUUCGUAACGUCCGGGGAGAUACGAAAACGUUCGGAGUUUUUUGAGCCAUUCAUACUUGGAUUAACAAAUGCUACGGUGGAUCAGUUCUGCAAAUCAUCAGUGGAACCCAUGGGUGAAGAAAGUGAUCAUGUCCACAUCAUUGCUCUAUCAGAUGCUUUAGGUAUUCCGGUUCGGGUUGUAUACCUGGAUCGUAGUUCUUGUGACACUGGUGGUGUCAAUGUGAAUCAUCAUGAUUUCAUACCUUCUUCCCUGACGAAUGGCGGAGACGGCUUGGAGAUCAUUCCGUACAUAACCCUGCUUUAUCGUCCAGGCCAUUAUGACAUUUUAUACCCGAAAUAAUGCAAUGAUGUAUCUGUAUAUGCUGCUGGGUGAAGGGUGAUAUUCCAUGACAAGGGAAUAGGUGAAAUACAGUAGUUGGGAGCUAUGACUAGCCAAAUUUCCAUCAAAAGCAUAUCUGUCUAAAAAGACCAUCAACGUUGCAUCUGGGAAAUUGUUGGACAGUCGAAAAAACUUGGGAGUUAUCGGUCAUUUGCUUUCGAAUUAAAAAAUAUUGCAGCAUCAUAAAAUAGCUUGUUCUGUUUAUAUGGAGAGGUGAUGCAUUGGCUUGGGAACGUAAAUUUUCGAAUCUGAAUGGCAACUGCUUUGUUCAUACCAA
Messenger RNA from Beta vulgaris subsp. vulgaris (sugar beet), 1283 nucleotides. RefSeq names its product OVARIAN TUMOR DOMAIN-containing deubiquitinating enzyme 1. The transcript is spliced from 8 exons. Gene Ontology annotation, cellular component: nucleus. The coding region runs from base 86 to 967 and encodes 293 amino acids. NCBI's taxonomy places the organism in Eukaryota, Viridiplantae, Streptophyta, Magnoliopsida, Caryophyllales, Amaranthaceae. Gene Ontology annotation, biological process: protein K48-linked deubiquitination. The record is from RefSeq and is a predicted model, not a curated record. Gene Ontology annotation, molecular function: cysteine-type deubiquitinase activity; ubiquitin binding.